Messenger RNA from Desarmillaria tabescens, 1014 nucleotides. Its product is annotated as protein transporter yif1. The record is from RefSeq and is a predicted model, not a curated record. NCBI's taxonomy places the organism in Eukaryota, Fungi, Basidiomycota, Agaricomycetes, Agaricales, Physalacriaceae. The coding region runs from base 1 to 1014 and encodes 337 amino acids. The transcript is spliced from 5 exons. Gene Ontology annotation, cellular component: endoplasmic reticulum membrane; COPII-coated ER to Golgi transport vesicle; endoplasmic reticulum-Golgi intermediate compartment. Gene Ontology annotation, biological process: endoplasmic reticulum to Golgi vesicle-mediated transport.
AUGAACUAUAGCUCGCAUUCACCUCCUCCCCUCCGGCAUCCAGUGCCCACUCAUCCUGCCUAUAUUCCAGAGCCUCCGUUGACGCCAGGAUCGCCUCAAGGAUACCAGCGAUUUUCAUCAUCGCCUCAACCUCAACCUCAGCAGCAGCAUCAGCAACAAUACACGCAUGUGCCAGCAUAUACAGGUCAUUUCCAGCCGCCACCACCACCAAAUCCCAACGUCGGUUCCAACUUUGGGCAGCCAGAUUUUGCAGCAUGGGGGAUGAACGAUGCAACGGCGCAGCUAGGGUUGCAGCUGGGUAACAGUGCCGUUCAAGCGGGCCAGGAGUAUGUCCAGCGGAAUUUUGGCGGCUUCUUCCCGUUAGCGAGCCUCAAGCACCAUUUCAACGUGUCCAAUUCUUAUGUCAUGCGCAAGCUAAAACUUGUCAUUUUCCCCUGGGACCAUCGUCCGUGGUCGCGUAGAAUUCGUCGUUCAGAACAGGGUGUAACUGAAUGGCAACCCCCUCGAGAAGAUGUGAAUAGUCCUGACCUGUACAUUCCCCUAAUGGCCCUCGUAACUUACAUGCUCAUUGCUGCCUUCCAUUCCGGCAUACAAGACCGUUUUCAUCCAAAGGUCCUCGGUGAACUCGCAUCGGGCGCGUUCCUCGUAGUGCUCGUCGACUUCGGUUUCGUCUACCUAGGGUGCUACUUUUUGAACGUCCAAGGCUCGAGUCAGGCCAUGGAUAUCAUCGCAUACUCAGGAUACAAGUUCGUGGGCGUGAUACUUACCAUCGUCUUCGGUUUCCUGAAUAUGGGCCGGACCCUCUACACGAUUGUCUUUCUGUACUUCUUUUUCGCGAAUGCCUUCUUUCUCCUACGCUCCCUGCGGUCUGUGGUGCUUCCAGAUCCGUCAAUAACGAACAACGCGAAUAGCACUGCAACAGUCAGUGCGGCGUCUCGGAGACGCCGCAUCAUAUUCUUAUUCCUGGAGGCGAUCUGUCAAAUACUGUAUAUGGGCAUUCUUGUGCGGGUGUAG